Messenger RNA from Penicillium soppii, 2115 nucleotides. RefSeq lists its product as uncharacterized. The transcript has 5 exons. NCBI's taxonomy places the organism in Eukaryota, Fungi, Ascomycota, Eurotiomycetes, Eurotiales, Aspergillaceae. Bases 1 to 2115 code for a protein of 704 amino acids. Gene Ontology annotation, biological process: regulation of DNA-templated transcription; DNA-templated transcription. Gene Ontology annotation, molecular function: zinc ion binding; DNA-binding transcription factor activity, RNA polymerase II-specific; DNA binding. The record is from RefSeq and is a predicted model, not a curated record.
AUGUCACCAGGACAAGAAGUGGUCCAGGGGACCAAACGCAAACGGGGGGAGAGGAGGCGGGCUUCAUUGGCGUGCGAAACAUGCAGAAAACAGAAAGAGAAGUGUGAAGGUGGACAGCCGUGCUGGAGAUGUCAGCGAUUAGGCCGGCCAUGUCACUUUCAAGGUCAACCGAUUCUAAGGGCAAUGACGCCUCCUUCUUCCACCCCCGUCGCCUCCGUUUCGAGAGAUAAGCAACGAAUACAGAGCCUGGAACAAAUUGCACGGCACUUUCUUGGAAAUGUGCCUUUGGAUGAAGAAAAUAUUGGUCGAAUUGCAGACAAAUUGCAAAGUCCGACGACAAACACCCAGCCGGAGGCUGCCUUGGAUAUCAACGAGUCUUUCGAUGUUCAUUUUGUCUCCAAUAAUGUUGCGCAUUACUCGGGGGAAUUCUCGCAUUGGAAUUUCUCCAAAAAGUUGCGUCGCAAGAUGAGCUGCCAAAUCAACCAGCUUGACGCGCCGGUCAAGGAAUACUGGCGACCGACUCAACUUCAAUCAUCACCACAAAUUAUCGCCGAUUCAAUGGAGCAGCUCCCACCGAGACCUAUCGCCGAUUUCCUGAUCACUAUGUUUUUCAAAUAUGUUGAGAUUAACUCUUUUUAUAUGGAGCGCAGAUGGAUCCAGCAGAAGGUAGACCUUUGCUAUAGCUCCACCACGACGUACACAGCUAGUGAUUUCCCUUGGGUAUGCUCGGUUUUCGUUGUUCUGGCGAUUGGGACCCAAGUCGCACAUAUGGAAGACGAAGCUUCAAAGCCCGAUGCAGACACCACUGACGAACUCAACUUGUGCUCCGAAGACUCAGUCGGGUUGAUCUUCUAUCACGUGGCAUGCAAGCUCAUUCCAGAUGUCCUCCUCGUUGCUUCACAUGAAAGCGUACAGGUGUUCUUGCUUCUUGCGACAUACUCACUUCCUGUUUCCACGGGGGGCCUCGCAUACACCUACUAUGGACUUGCUAUGAAGAUGGCAAUCCAGAAUGGCAUGCAUCGCAAGUAUGCCGGAGGAGAGUGUGAUUCAAGGACUAUUGAAACGAGGAACCGCUUGUUUUGGACGGCAUAUACUGUUGAGAAGUAUGUCAGUAUAAUGCAUGGGCGCCCCAUCUCGAUCGCACGAUCAGAAAUCAACGCCGAUAAGCCAACAGAUUGCCCCACGUUUGAGUCUCCAAGAUUUGCCAAUAUGAUGGCAUUCCAUACUCUGAUUUCUUAUUUGGGAGAGGUUUCCGAAGCACUUGCACAAUUUAAGAGAUGUCCUAAGAGGCUUUUCUCAGAAUACUCAGAGCGACUUUUACGUCUCAGAACUAGUAUCAAGGGGUGGUGGGACACUUUACCAGCCACCGAAGAAUGCCGUGAUCUAUGCUCUCAAUGCCCACUCUUUCGGCAAAACUCACAUUUGAGACUAUGCUAUCUCUUGAUAUAUGUCUACAUGGGCCGCCCAUUCAUAUUUAUCAACGAUAAAAAGGGAUCCGGGAGUGACAACACAUCUACUGCCGAUCUUGAUUCUGGCCAAUCUCGUCGUUCAGUUCUCGUGGACGAUUGCGUGGCAAGCGCCUUGGACAUUCUAAAUACUCUUCAAUCCCUAUCAGACCACGUCGGUCUAUGUCGCGGUUCCUACAACGAAUUCGGUGCUUGUCGAGCGGCUUUACUUGUCAUUCUAGCAGAAAGUCUCAAUUCCGGCAAAUCACAGAGACUUCAAGAUGGCUUACAUCGUGGAAUGGCUCUCAUUCGUCAAAUGGUUGGAGGAAGUUCCUCUGAAUCUGAGAUCUCAUACAUUGAAUCUAUCGAAGGAGCUAUCAAUCAACUUUUAGCCACCCCUGUUGAUGAGGCCGCUCCUCAGCCAGAUUAUGGACAGAGUCCAACCUCUGCCUAUUCGAAAUUUAAGGACUGGACCCAGUCAAUAAAGAAAGACAGGUCUACGAGUGGUAAUUUGGAGCUCGCGUCUUUUAGUCCCUUGUCACACCUCACGACUGGAACAGACGGUUUUACGAACCCCCAGUUGAAUGAUAUGCCAGGCUUUUUUGAUCCUGAAUGGUCCAAUGGUGAUCUCGACUUUGAUACUAAUAUUCUUUCACUAUUGUCCAAAUAA